This is a messenger RNA of Rhizopus microsporus ATCC 52813, 480 nucleotides long. RefSeq lists its product as uncharacterized. Gene Ontology annotation, cellular component: nucleolus. Bases 1 to 480 code for a protein of 159 amino acids. NCBI's taxonomy places the organism in Eukaryota, Fungi, Mucoromycota, Mucoromycetes, Mucorales, Rhizopodaceae. The transcript is spliced from 3 exons. Gene Ontology annotation, biological process: ribosomal large subunit biogenesis. The record is from RefSeq and is a predicted model, not a curated record.
AUGCAUAUUACUCGUUGUUACUUUUGCUCAGGACCUUGUUAUCCUGGACAUGGAACCAUGUUUGUCCGUAACGACAGUAAGACCUUCCGUUUUUGCCGAUCUAAAUGUCACAAAAACUUCAAGAUGAAGCGUAAUCCUCGUAAGGUUCGUUGGACUAAAGCUUUCAGAAAGGCAAGCGGCAAAGAAAUGGUUAUUGAUUCUACAUUUGAAUUCGAGAAACGUCGUAAUGUUCCUGUUCGCUAUGAUCGUAACUUGAUGGCCACAACAAUCAAGGCCAUGAAGCGAGUACAAGAAAUUCGUGCUAAGCGUGAACGUGCAUUCUAUAAGAACCGUAUGGCUCCUAAUAAAGACAAAGAGAAGGCUGAAGAUAUCCGUGUUGUCAACCAGAACAUUGAAUUGGCACCCCUUGAACACAAAAAGAGAGUUCAAGCUAUCAAAUCCGAAAAGGAACAAACACAGACGAUGGAUAUGGAAGAAUAA